Equus quagga is the source of this 5405-nucleotide messenger RNA. It is a transcript of the gene DSG2, whose product is annotated as desmoglein 2. NCBI's taxonomy places the organism in Eukaryota, Metazoa, Chordata, Mammalia, Perissodactyla, Equidae. The record is from RefSeq and is a predicted model, not a curated record. Gene Ontology annotation, molecular function: calcium ion binding. Gene Ontology annotation, biological process: homophilic cell-cell adhesion. The transcript has 15 exons. Gene Ontology annotation, cellular component: plasma membrane; desmosome. The coding region runs from base 19 to 3537 and encodes 1172 amino acids.
GCAUCCCCACGCGGCGGGAUGGGGCUCGGCCGGGCUCCGGGGGCCGUUUUCGGCGGCGGCCACACCUGGUGGCACGCCUCGGGGCAGGGCGGCACGGCCGCCACGGGGAGGCGGCCCGGGGCGGGGGCGCGGGAGGAGCCGAGCGCGCGCGGGGGAGCGCGGGGAGCCGGCGCCGCGGACGGAGCGGUGCGAGGCGCCCGAGGCGAGGGCGCGAUGGCGCGGCGCGCGGAGGCCUGCCUGCUGCUUGUGCUGAUCUGCUGUAACUUUGGAAAUGGACUCCAUUUAGAGGUCUUCAACACAAGAAAUGAAAAUGAGCUGCUUUCUAAACAUACUCACUUAGUACGGCAAAAGCGGGCCUGGAUCACGGCCCCUGUGGCUCUCCGGGAGGGAGAAGAUCUGUCCAAAAAGAAUCCUAUUGCCAAGAUACAUUCUGAUAUUGCAGAAGAAAAAGGACUAAAAAUUACAUACAAAUACACCGGAAAAGGGAUCACAGAGCCACCUUUUGGCGUGUUUGUCUUUAAUAAAGACACUGGAGACUUGAACAUUACCCGCAUUCUUGAUCGAGAAGAAACACCAUAUUUUCUGCUGAUGGGUUACGCUUUGGAUGUAAGAGGAAACAACCUAGAGAAACCAUUAGAACUCCGCAUUAAAGUUCUCGAUAUCAAUGACAAUGAGCCAGUGUUCACCCAGGCCGUCUUUGCUGGGUCUAUUGAAGAGCUGAGUGCAGCACAUACACUUGUGAUGACAGUCAUCGCAACAGAUGCGGAUGAGCCCAAUACCAUGAAUUCUAAAAUUUCCUAUAGAAUUGUGUCUCAGGAGCCUGCUUCUUCUCCAGUGUUCCACCUAAAUAAAGACACAGGGGAGAUUUAUACGACCAGUGUUGCCUUGGACAGAGAGGAACACAGCAGCUAUACUUUGACAGUAGAAGCGAGAGAUGGCAAUGGACAAAUCACGGAUAAACCAGUGACACAAGCUCAAGUUCAGAUUCGUAUUUUGGAUGUCAAUGACAAUAUACCUGUAGCCGAAAAGGAAACGUAUGAAGGGACGGUUGAAGAAAAUAAAGCCAAUGUAGAAGUUAUACGCAUUAAAGUGUUCGAUGCAGAUGAAAUAGGCUCUGAUAAUUGGUUAGCAAAUUUUACAUUUGCAUCAGGAAACGAAAAAGGUUAUUUCCACAUAGAAACUGAUACUCAAACUAAUGAAGGAAUUGUGACCCUUAUUAAGGAAGUAGAUUAUGAAGAAAUAAAGAAUCUUAACUUCAGCAUUAUUGUCACUAAUAAAGCAGCAUUUCACAAAUCAGUUAAGAAUAAAUAUAAGCCUAUAUCCAUUCCCAUCACGGUAAAGGUGAAAAAUGUGAAAGAAGGCAUUCAUUUUAAAAGCAGCACAAUCUCAAUUCGCACUAGCGAGAGCAUGGAUAAAGCAAGCUUAAGCCGAAUAAUUGGAAAAUUUGAAGCUUUCGAUGAAGACACUGGAAAACUAGCCCAAGUAAGAUAUGCCAAAUUCGAAGAUAUAGACAAUUGGAUCUCUGUGAAUUCUGUCACAUCUGAAAUUAGACUUGUAAAAAUUCCCGAUUUUGAAUCCAGAUAUGUCCACAAUGGUACAUACACAGCUAAGAUUGUGGCUAUAUCGGAAGAUUAUCCCAGAAAAACCAUCACUGGCACCAUUGUUAUCACAGUUGAAGACAUCAAUGACAAUUGCCCCACACUGAUCAACCCAGUGCAGACUGUCUGUGACGACGUGCAGCAUGUGAACGUGACUGCACAGGACCUGGAUGGAUACCCAUACAGCUGGCCUUUCAGUUUCUCCAUCAUUGACACACCAGCUGGAAUGGCAGAAAGAUGGAAGAUCGUACACCAAGAAAGUACCAGUGUGUUACUGCAACAAAGCGAACGAAAGCUUGGGAGAAGUGAAAUUCAGUUCCUGAUUUCAGAUCGUCAGGGCUUCAGUUGCCCUGAGAAGCAGACCCUUGAUCUCACGGUUUGCAGUUGUCUGGAUGGCGGUGGUUGUGUAGAAGCACUGCGUGACUCCUAUGUUGGCCUGGGACCUGCGGCAAUCGCGCUAAUAAUUUUUGCUCUUCUGCUCUUGCUACUUGUACCGCUUUUACUGCUGAUGUGCCAUUGUGGAGAGGGCGCCAAAGGCUUCACACCCAUCCCCGGCACUAUAGAGAUGCUGCAUCCUUGGAAUAAUGAAGGGGCGCCACCUGAAGACAAGGUGGUGUCCUCAUUUGUGGCGGCAGAUCACGGAGUGCAUGUAAGCAAUGGAGUAGGAGGUGUAACAACCAAGACCAUCACCAAAGGAAGUAGCUCUUCUUCCUAUACCAAAGGGCAUGAGGUGGACGGAAGAUGGAAGGAAUGCAGACGCCUUAUUUCUGUUGACCCCCCCCAGGUUACCAAGUUAACAAGAGUCAUAGACUCCGAAACCAUUACGACCACAAGAACCAUAGGGGCUUCCAGAGACAUGACCAGAGCUGAAGCAGCUGCCGUGGCCCUGAGUGAUGAGUUCUUAAGAAAUUAUUUCACUGAGAAAGCGGCCUCUUACACUGAGGAAGAUGACGUUCACCUGGGCAAAGAUUGCCUUCUGGUUUAUUCUCAGGAAGAAACUGAAUCUCUACAUGGUUCCAUUGGCUGUUGCAGUUUUAUUGAAGGAGAACUAGAUGAUGGCUUCUUAGAUGAUUUAGGAAUUAAAUUCAAGACACUAGCUGAAGUUUGUGUGGGUCGGAAAAUAAAUAUAGAUAUGCAAAUUGAGCAGAAGCCAAAACCUGUGAGAGAAACAGGUGUGAAGACAGCUUCCCAUUCACUCUAUGAGCAAACUAAGGUUAAUUCAGAGAAUGCUUCCUCCUCUGGUAGUAGCUUUCAAGUUCCAGAACACUUGCAUGAAGCAAAUGCAGAGAAAGUAACUCAGGAAGUAGUCACUGAAAGGUCUGUAUCUUCUCGGCAGGGUCAAAAGGUGCCUCGACCACUUCCUGAUCCAUUGCCUCCUGGUAAUGUGAUACUGAAAGAAACUUCCUAUGCCACAGGCUCCACCAUGCCACCAAGUACUAUGAUCCUGGGUCCUAGCCAGCCACAGGGCCUGAUUGUGACAGAGCGGGUGUAUGCUCCAGCUUCUACCUUGGUAGAUCAGCAUUAUGCUAGUGAGGGUAAUGUCACGGUUACCGAGAGAAUAAUUCAGCCAAACGGGGGGGUGUCUGGUCCUCUGGAAGGCACUCAGCAGCCGCCAGAUGCACAUUAUGUUAUGGUCAGGGAGCGAGAGAGCUUCCUUGCCCCCAGCCCGGCUGUGCAGCCCACUCUGACCAUGCCCAGUGUAGCGGUAGGCCAGAACGUGACAGUGACGGAAAGGGUGCUAACACCUGCUUCCGCUCUGCAGUCCGGUUUCCAAAUUCCUGCUGAAACCUCUGUCACGGCCAGAAAGACUGUGGUUUCUGGAGCUGGAGUCACUGGCCCUCCUCCAAAUUUCAGUUUAGAGGAGUCUGGUCAUUCUCAUUCUACUGUAACCACAUCUUCCACCAGAGUCUCCAAGCACAGCACCAUCCAGCACUCUUAGUCCUAAGCAGCAGUCAGCCACAGCCUGACCCAGAGUUUACCCAGCAGGGACUGACUGCAUGUUUUCAAUGGACCUGGCUCUUCAGGAGUCUUACAGCCGUAAGAGGCACACAGACAUUGGGCUUAAAAUUUUACUUAAUUACAUACACACCAAGGGCCUCACUGUCUCAGCUUCCAGGAGUGUACUUCAAAAAUGCUCCAGGAUUUACCAAGGGUAUAGUGGUCGUGCUGUGUCCUAAUUGCCUUUUAGUGGCAAAUGGCCAAACAAUAUUCACAAAGCAAGUUAAAUAGAGUAAAUCGGGCUUCUAAGAAUUUACCAAAUGAACACAGAGUAUCCAGUUCAUCACCAUCCGGGAGAGCCCCCAGGAGGUUGAGUGGGCCCCUUUGCUCACCCUGUUAACCUUUAACCCUGCUGUUCUGUACUCCGUACUUUACUGCACCUAGCAGAUCAUCAAUAAUUCAUUCAUCCAAAGAUUACACGCACAGUCUGGGCAACCAGUUUGUUUUCUUGUUUUCCAUAAGACUAGAGGCCUUUCAGUCUGUGGUAAAUUGACUGAAUUUUGCAAUACUGACAUGGUAAGCACACACAUUGUAUGUUUCUGUGCAUGUAACUAUGUGUGUGCAUGUGACUCUGUGUGUGGGUGUGCGUGUGUGUGUGUUGUAUGACUUUAAAAACAGCAUUAUACCUUCCCUUUGUCUCUCAGUAAUCAUGAAAAUAUUGAACACCUCAAGUGCAGUUGUAUAAUCCAGGGAGAAAUUUAUAAAUAUAAAAUCACUUUACUUUUUAUAGUAAUAGUAUGAUAUUAAAAAACCCUCAGGGUACAUUAUCUUCUAAUUUAGUACAGCUGACUUAACUACUAGACUAUGUACACUGUGGUAAGAACUGUGCCUGUUUCACUGUUGUAUAUCCUCUUUGCCUAACGUGGGUGCCAAAUCAAUAUUUGUGGAAUACAACUGAAUUUUAGAAGCUACUCUCUUUUAUCUACAAUUGCAAAAAAUAUUGAAAGACCCUAUAAUUUUUAUAAUUAUGAGUUUGAAAUUCUGAUGUUAUUCUGUGUCUCAAAGUCAUUGGCUAGCUGGUCAUGACUUCCUACAGGGGUAUUAAAUAUUAUAUAAUUGACCUGAAUUUGUACAACAUCCUCGCCCCUUUUUUUUAAAAGUGAUUUGGCUGUUUUGGACAAAUAAAUAGAUUGUAUUUUUAUUGCUCCUUGAAAAAAUAAUCCAUUUCACGUUUCAAAGUAUCUGUGCAUAUCCAUAAUAAUUUAUAUAAAUAUUCUCCAUAGCAAAAUAAUUUUCAUAAAUUUUAAAGACUAUGUAAUUUCGUGAUUUUUCAGGAUAUUUUGCUAGGGAAAUGAAUCUUUAAAAAUUCAUUUUGUACGUAUUUUUUAAAAUAUCAUUGACUUGAAUUGUGUUGUGCAAAAGAUUUAUACUUUUUACUCCUACUGACUAUUAAUGGGUAAAAGGCAGAUAUUUUUAGACACCGUAAGCCUGUGGCCAAGAUGAAGGUCAUUCUUCCAUGAUCCAAAUUUUUAACUCUCUACUUAGUAAUUGUUGCUUUUUUUUUUUCCAUUAUAGACUUAGUAGUUAUAUUUUACCAAGUAUACAACAGGAAUAUCACUACUGUGUGCAAAUGUAAAUAUGACCUAUGUACUCCGAACAAACACAACUUGGUCUUAAAGGUCGUCCUUGGGCAGGCCUGAAAAACCUAGCCUGUCUCUUGUAUAUAUAUAGCAUAAUCACAGUUUCUAAAUGGCUUUCUUUGUACCUGAAAGGGUGAUUUGUAUUAGUUUUUACAUGUGUUGCUUGGGAGACUAUAUUUGUAUGUGUAUCAUUAAAAUAUUUAAAUAAAAAGAUGAUCUUUAGAGCGAC